This is a messenger RNA of Ruditapes philippinarum (Manila clam), 1068 nucleotides long. RefSeq lists its product as uncharacterized. The transcript has 4 exons. The record is from RefSeq and is a predicted model, not a curated record. The coding region runs from base 158 to 724 and encodes 188 amino acids. NCBI's taxonomy places the organism in Eukaryota, Metazoa, Mollusca, Bivalvia, Venerida, Veneridae.
CGCAAUAACAAAUUGAUAAAGACCAAUGUUAUCAUCAAAUGUAAUCUUAUUUGGUUUCAUUAUUUUGAAAUCAAAUCAGUGAUGGACAUAACUAAUGUAACAUGAGUUUCAGAAAAUGAUCGCAAUCAACAUUGAAAAAAUAAAGUAAUGGACAAAUAUGGAAACCAUUGAUUGUAUCAUUUACACGUUGUCGGCGGUUCUUAGCAUUGAGAUAAUUGCACUUGCGUUUGUAUUCAUAAGUAUUCGUACUGGAUUCAAGAAAGAUAAAAAAGAAUUGGAAAGGCAAAUAUUUCACCUGCAAGCUGAACUUAUCAAGGAAAAACAAGAGCUUGACCAUGCCUUGAAACGGGCUUCAAAAGCAGAAGCUGAAUUAACGAGAGAGAAGAUACGCAAACAGGAGAACAUAGAACAAGAAGAUGCCUUAAGACAAACAGCAAGCCUACAAGAAGAACUUCAGAGGGAGAUUUCAAAGAAAGAAAAUGCAUUAAGACUGAUAACACGCUUACAAGAAAUAAUUAGAAGGGAGAAUUUAGAAAAAGAGAAUGCCUUGAGACAGAGAGCAUAUCUAAAAGAGGAGCUUACAAUAGAGAAUAUAGCGAAAGAAAACGCCUUAAGACAGAAUGCACGCCUGCAAGAAGAACUAAAACAGGAAAGGUUAGAGAAAGAAGAUGCAUUAUUACAGAUAGCACGCCUGCAAGAAAAAAAUAGAGGGGAAAAUGUAUAAAAAAUGCCUUAAAACGGUAAAAGUUUUAUUUAUGCUAUAUAGUUUUAUCGAUAUUUGAUUAUUAAUACUUAAUAACUAAUGUAAUUCAACUUAUCUUACAUCUUAAUAGUGAAAAUAAUUAAAAUAAUUUAUUACUAAUUCCUUAUUUCACAAGGUAUAUUAUUCCAAACAUUCAUGGUCAUUAGAAAGUUGUUAUGAAUAAUGGUUGGUUUUGAUGUUUUCAAAUGUCAUGAUGAGAGAUUGCUCUAAGUACGUUAUUUGUUACUUAUAAGAAGUAUUAAUAUUAAUACGUAUAAACAAUAGAAAUGUAUAAUUUGGAUAUUCUUACAAAAUAUGUCUUGCAA